CACCCGAUAAUACACCAUCAAACAAGAGGUAAGUACAUUCGACAGAGCAAUCGAUACAGCGACAGCAGACGGGAAGACUUUAUUGUGGAGACGGAAGGAUGGCAAAGAUUGGGUUGAGUGGAGUGCGACUUUUGAUGGGAUACAUGAGGUAGAGACAGAAUUUUGGAAAAGGACGACAUCGAUCCGCCUACCCUCAACAUUUUCGACAAUCUCACCAUCUGCUGUCGCCAAAGAGCUUGACUAAUCGACCAAUCCAGUCUUCAGCAUACUGAUUCACACUCCCCCAACACUACAGGUCCAAGAUGAAGGUCGAAACUUGUGCCUUCUCUCAACGUAAGAUCUACCCAAGCAAGGGUAAAUUGUUCGUCCGUGGUGACAGCAAGGUCUUCCGCUUCGUGUCCAGCAAGAACGAAUCUCUCUUCUUGCAACGCAAGAACCCACGUAAGAUCGCAUGGACAAUCGUCUACCGUCGUAUGCACAAAAAGGGUAUCACUGAAGAGAUUGCCAAGAAGCGUUCCCGCAAGACUGUCAAACAUCAACGUGGAAUCGUUGGUGCAAGCUUAGACGCCAUUGCCGCCAAACGUAACCAAAAGCCAGAAGUUCGUGCUGCUGCUCAAGCUGAUGCUUUGGCCAAAUCUAAAGAGGCAAAGAAGAAACGUCAAGAAGAACGCAAGGCAAACAAGGGUAACACAGCCGCUACCGCACCGAAGGUUUCCAAACAACAAAUGAAGGGUGGUGCCGGUGGUAAGGUCCGGGUUUAAGAUGUGAUCAGCACACAAAAAUCUCGCCUUCCCCAAACCCUUUUUUUUUGUUUUCUGUACGACGCAUCUCACUCUGUAUGAUUGCCACACAUAUGAUUCUAUGAUCAUUUCAAAAUGCGGAGAGAGAGAGAGAGACUCAAAAAAGCUUAGAUUUACUGACAGUUGAUACGAAUUAAUGCAUUUCGACAAAGAAACACCAUCUCUUUAUACAAUACAAAGUUACCCUUUCUACACAUUCUCACUAGGAUAGCCUCCUGGUGGUUCAUCAAAAUCUCCAUCUACACUCAAGCUGCUUGCUGGACUUGUUGUUCCUGCGGUGGCCGCUGUACUUGCCGGUC
Messenger RNA from Meira miltonrushii, 1099 nucleotides. RefSeq lists its product as uncharacterized. Gene Ontology annotation, cellular component: cytosolic large ribosomal subunit. The record is from RefSeq and is a predicted model, not a curated record. NCBI's taxonomy places the organism in Eukaryota, Fungi, Basidiomycota, Exobasidiomycetes, Exobasidiales, Brachybasidiaceae. Bases 303 to 761 code for a protein of 152 amino acids. The transcript has a single exon. Gene Ontology annotation, biological process: cytoplasmic translation. Gene Ontology annotation, molecular function: structural constituent of ribosome; mRNA binding.